Lolium perenne is the source of this 1670-nucleotide messenger RNA. RefSeq lists its product as uncharacterized. The record is from RefSeq and is a predicted model, not a curated record. NCBI's taxonomy places the organism in Eukaryota, Viridiplantae, Streptophyta, Magnoliopsida, Poales, Poaceae.
GGCUGGCAUUUGCACUAAAUCUGUGGAGAUUUCAAUUCUCUCAAGUACUGCGUGAGCCUCUACCUCAGUGGCACGUCGCCGCUGUGAGAUCCUUUCCUGGCUAGUGUAGAGAACCAAUCCCCUACAGUCUCUAUGAACUACGCUGAUGGCUGCAUCUCCAGAUUCAGUAAAAAAAGCCCCUUUUCGCCCAGCCCUCUGCGGGUGCAGUCCACCCUUUCGGCAUUGUAUCAGCAGUGAAUCUCCGUUGCGCGAUGACUUCUUCAGUGAACAUUGGCUUUGCCCUUGCCAUCUGCCCGUUGUCGGACGGGCAACAGUUCCGCGCUGUAGCAUAAGAGGAACUCCACCGAUUCCUUAACUGAGGCUUCUCCUUUAUCAUGUAUCGCAUCAUUCCUCUCAACAUGAUCGUAUAUUAUACUCUGGUGAUGCUUGCAUAAUCUUGUUUCUUCAAAAAAAAAAAUAUGUGCGCUUCUUUUUUUUGGCGGCAUGGUAUGUGGUAUUGAGUUUGUUCGAAUCAAUGUUCCCUGGAAGAAACACUCGAGUCGGUCUUGAGUAGACUCCUUGGUCCGUACGUCCUGUCCUAGACAGAGUCUAGCAGGAUACCUAGACGGAUCGGCUAACAAACAGACGUGGGUGCAGACGGGCUGUUUCACCCUCCGUGAUUUUAGGAUCCUGAUGUUACAAAUCUCCACGUCAGCGCGUAAGUUUUGCCAGGGAACACAAAGAGAUCGAUGGCGUCGCCGGCGAUCCGCUCCGCGGGAGCGCUCCGCCACCGGCUUCCGCGUCUCCUCUCCUCCGCCACCACCCGCUCCCCCUCAUACUCCACCAAGGUCAAAGGGCGUCGAUUUGACAAGGAGACACUGGCUAGCGCGAAGAGGCUCGAGGAGGGUGCCAAUUCCAGGGAACAGCACACCAAGGGCGAGGAGGAACAGUAUGCCAAGAUAGACUCGCCUGCUUGGAUUUCGCUCUCAAAGAAGUGUUGGACUUCCAUACACAUCGGAGGCAGAGAUCUGGAGAUGACGGGUGCAGUUUCGUUCCUAUGGGAUAUAGCAGACAAGAUUAUGGACUCCAAGUAGCAAGGUGUAUACAUGCUUUCUUGUUUUCAUUAACAGUUCGAUGAAGCUUAACUACAAUGGCCGCCAAAUUAAUUAAGCAUUUGCGCUGCACUCUCCCUCUCGCCAAGGUGUCGGUUGAGGGGUGGAGGUUUGGCUGACAUCGACAUGUUCAUUUUUUCGAUAAUGGAUGAUUUUAUUACUCAGAAAAUAUUACACCCGUCCUGCAUAGGUAGGAUGCACAUAACAACAAGAUGCUAUGUAGUACAAAGAUUUUUCGACAUGUUCAUACUAUGUAGUACAAAGAUUGAUUGAUUACCCGCAAAAAAAAGAUAUGAUUGAUACAUGUCAGUUUCAUCAGCAACAAAAUGUUUUAUUUAAGGAUGAGACGGCCGUUUGUUGAUGACACCAUGUAUAUUCUAGAGAAGUACAUGUUGUUCGUUGGGACAUCAAAAUAUCAAAUGCUGCUAGUAACACAUUAGCGGAUGACAUUUGUGUGUUGGCCGUGAUCUCCUUUUGUUGAGAAAUACUUUAGGAUGUCCAUGUUUAAAAAUAAAAUAGGGUUUGUGGUACGGUCUAUCCCCUUCCCUAUGCGCUCUUUGGUGCUGCCGCUUACAAUUC